AUGGCUAAACUUAGCCUGUUCGCGCUGGCCACUUGGGCUGGCCUCGCCGCAGCCAAGGACGUCUACCUGAACUGGAACCUCACUUGGGUUAAUGCCGCCCCGGAUGGGUUUGAACGCCCGGUCAUUGGUAUCAAUGGCCAAUGGCCCUGCCCACAGAUCGACGUGAACUUGGGCGACCAACUUAUCGUCGAUGUCUACAACGGUCUUGGAAACGAGUCCACGGCUAUCCACUGGCACGGCAUGCGCCAGCAUGGAAGUGGUGUUAUGGAUGGCGCUGUUGGAGUUACUCAGUGCGCCCUUGCCCCCGGCUCGCAGAUGCAAUAUCACUUCGACGUCAACCAAGCUGGAGCAUACUGGUAUCACUCACACAACAUGGGCCAGUUCCCCGAUGGAUUGCGAGGUGCUCUGAUCGUCCAUGAUCCUAACCCUCCUUUCCACUUUGAUGAAGAGUUGACACUCACCCUAAGCGACUGGUAUCACCAGCAGAUGCCAGGCCUGCUCGAUGCAGCCAGUGUGGCGCCCCAUGGCCACGAGCCGCUCCCUGACUCGUCGUUGAUCAACGACUCAUCCAACACCAAGAUCAAGGUUCUGCCCAACAAGACGUAUCUGGUCCACAUCAUCUGUCUCGGAAACUGGCCUGGCCACUUCUGGGUGAUCGAUGGUCACGAAAUGACUGUUGUAGCGGUUGACGGUGUCUAUACUGAACCUUACCCUGCGGGAGACAAGUUCUUGCGUGUUGCGACUGGCCAGCGUAUGAGUGUUUUAAUCCACACUAAGCCUGAUGCUAGCCAGAACUUCGCUAUCUGGGAUACUAUGGAUGUCAACAUGAUGUUUAUCUACGAAAAUCGCACCAUCCCGCAAAACUUCAACCCCAACGCCACGGCCUGGUUGGUGUACGACGAGGCCAAGCCCCUGCCCGCGCCUCCUGUCUUCCAUCACAUCGACCCCAACACUGACUUUGUGGAUGAUGUCCUUUUGGUACCAGCCGACCACGAGCCCUUGCUGCAGCCCGUAAACCGCCAGAUCAUUCUGAAUACCGGUGCCGGGCUUGUGGACGGUCUUCCACGUUUCACUGUCAACGGCAAGACCUAUAUCUCCCCCAAGGUGCCAUCUCUAUACACUGCCAACACAGUCGGACCCGAGUUCUCUUCCAACCCCGAAGUAUAUGGCCAAGUCAACCCCUUCGUGGUGAAGCACAACGAAAUCGUCGAGAUCGUCAUCAACAACCACCACAACAACCUGCACCCAUGGCACUUGCACGGCCACCACUUCCAGGUUCUGCAGCGCACCCCAGUUGACGGCGGCUUCUACAGGGGCCUGACAAGCAACGUCUCCACAACCCCAAUCAGACGCGACACCAUCAUGGUCCAGAACAACGGCCACACCGUGAUCCGCUUCCGCGCCGAUAACCCCGGUGUCUGGAUGCUCCACUGCCACGUGGAGUGGCACGUCGAGUCCGGUCUAAUGGCCACCAUCAUCGAGGCCCCCGAGACCUUCGCGCAGACCAUCCACCCUCCUCCGAAGAGCCACUACGACGCCUGCGCUGCCUACCCCCAACCCGUCAGCGGCAAUGCCGCUGGCAACGCCGGUCUCGACAUGACCGGUCUUGACACUAAGGUUAAGGCCGGCAGCCACGGCGCUCUGUACACCAACACGAAGGGUACCCAAUCCGCCGCUCCUGCGCAACCGUCUCAGAAGCCGUCCCAAGCACAGGUGUCAAAGCCCUCUUCCAAGCCAUCUGCGCCUAACGUCGACGCCUAUAACAUCAACGAUUACUGGCCAGUCCCUCACGUGGACGGGACGAGCUUCUUCGUCGAGAAUCCCGAUAAACCGCACAAUCACCACUUCGCCAUUCACGAGGAAGCGACCAAGGGCCCGCUGCCGGGCCAGAAUACACACAGUGGCUAUGUUAUUGAUGGACACCACAAGUACCCCAUUCAAGACUCUGGCCAUGAUGGUCUCUUCGGCGACUUGAACGAUUGGAAUUAA
Penicillium mononematosum is the source of this 1989-nucleotide messenger RNA. RefSeq names its product multicopper oxidase abr1 (gene abr1). Gene Ontology annotation, biological process: cellular response to iron ion starvation; reductive iron assimilation. Gene Ontology annotation, molecular function: copper ion binding; ferroxidase activity. Gene Ontology annotation, cellular component: high-affinity iron permease complex. The transcript has 3 exons. Lineage: Eukaryota; Fungi; Ascomycota; Eurotiomycetes; Eurotiales; Aspergillaceae. The record is from RefSeq and is a predicted model, not a curated record. The coding region runs from base 1 to 1989 and encodes 662 amino acids.